Molecule: messenger RNA, 3740 nt
Organism: Pleuronectes platessa (European plaice)
Lineage: Eukaryota; Metazoa; Chordata; Actinopteri; Pleuronectiformes; Pleuronectidae
Product: high affinity cationic amino acid transporter 1
Exons: 12
Coding region: 437-2383 (648 amino acids)
Biological process (GO): transmembrane transport; amino acid transport
Cellular component (GO): plasma membrane
Molecular function (GO): amino acid transmembrane transporter activity
Source: RefSeq, a predicted model, not a curated record
CAUCACAACCCAGACGGACAACAUGAAAUUGUUUGACGACAACUACGGCUCAUUUAGUCCUUGAAUGUGUUUUUCUUCUAAGAGAAUCGAGACUAGAGGAGAUAACCCUCAGCAGCUCCAUAUAUCCAGAGUUCUGUGAUUGUAGGACCGUAUACGAGACACGUUUACAAUCACAAUCUCUCCUUAAGUCUUGAACAACCAUUCCACUUUCUACAAUGACGUAUGUCUGCUGUCAAAUCGGGUCAUCUUGCCCUCUUGUAUUUGUCAUUCGAUGAUGAUGGUCAGUCCUGUGCGGGUGGAACAUGGCCAUCGUCACAGCUGCCCCGAGUGUUUGAGUCCUGAGGCCAUGUGACACGUCACGCUUCUAUUUGUGAACCGGACACCUGAAUGGUGAAGUUCCUACAGCAGAGCAUCGGUACACAUAGUGCCAGCCAGGAUGAUUCUGGCCAAACUGAAAGACGUGGGGAGGCAGCUCCUGCGGGUGAAGGUGGUCGACUGUAACGCCGAGGACUCCCGCUUGUGUCGAUGCCUCAACACGUUCGAUCUGGUGGCCCUCGGGGUCGGCAGCACGCUGGGGGCCGGCGUCUACGUGCUCGCCGGCGCCGUGGCCCGAAGCAGCUCCGGACCGGCCAUCGUCCUCUCCUUCCUCAUCGCCGCCCUGGCGUCCGUCCUCGCCGGCCUGUGCUACGCCGAGUUCGGAGCCCGUGUCCCCAAAACCGGCUCGGCCUACCUCUACAGCUACGUGACCGUGGGAGAACUGUGGGCCUUCAUCACGGGCUGGAACCUCAUCCUCUCUUACAUCAUCGGAACUUCAAGCGUGGCCAGAGCGUGGAGCGCGACCUUUGACGAGCUGAUUGGACGGCACAUCGAGAUAUUCUGCAGACAAUACAUGACCAUCAAGGCCCCGGGCAUCCUGGCAGAGUAUCCGGACAUAUUUGCCGUCUUCAUCAUCAUCACUCUGACAGGACUGCUUGUAUUCGGAGUGAAGGAGUCGGCCGUGGUAAAUAAAGUGUUCACCUGCAUCAACGUGCUGGUGCUGCUGUUUGUGGUCAUCUCCGGCAUGGUGAAGGGAAACCUGGAGAACUGGAACGUGAACCCUGAAAAGAUCCUCAACUUCACCAGAAACUCCAGCCUCAACAUGACUUAUGCUUUGCCAUCAAAAGAAUCCCUUGGUGAGGGCGGUUUUAUGCCGUUUGGCUUCUCCGGAGUCCUCUCUGGUGCGGCCACGUGUUUUUAUGCCUUCAUCGGGUUUGACUGCAUCGCCACAACAGGAGAGGAGGUGAAGAACCCCCAGAGGGCCAUCCCUGUCGGGAUCGUGGCCUCGCUCCUCAUCUGUUUCGUGGCGUACUUCGCCGUGUCCGCUGCGCUCACUGUGAUGAUGCCUUACUACCUGCUGGACAAGAACAGCCCUCUGCCGGUGGCCUUUAAGUACGUGGGCUGGGAGGGAGCCACGUACGCCGUGGCCAUUGGCUCUUUGUGCGCCCUGUCCACCAGUUUACUAGGCUCCAUGUUCCCAAUGCCCAGAGUGAUCUGGGCCAUGGCAGAAGACGGGCUUCUCUUCAAAUGUUUGGCUAAAAUCAGCGAACGAACCAAAACCCCUCUAACAGCUACAAUAGCAUCGGGUGUUGUGGCAGCUGUGAUGGCGUUCCUGUUUGACCUGAAGGACCUGGUUGACCUGAUGUCCAUCGGCACCCUGCUGGCUUACACCCUGGUCGCUGCCUGUGUGCUGGUCCUCAGGUACCAGCCCGUGCAGCCCAGUGCGUCCUACGAGAUGGCCAACACUCAGGAGGAGCCGGACAUCGGGGAGUCGUGUAGCGAGGUGAACAUCGACAUGCUGCCCCCGCCCGCAGAUCGCCUCACCAUCAGGAACCUGCUUUCCCCCUCGAACACAGAACCUUCCCGACUGUCUGGCUCCAUUGUGAAUGUUUGCACCAGUAUACUCGGUGUGUUGGUGUUUGUCUUCAGCAUUGUGGCGGUUCAUGGAGGGAUGGCGCCCUGGUCUCUGACCAUCCUCACCAUCGUCACGUUGAUCUGUCUGGUUCUCUGCGGCAUCGUGUGCCGACAACCUCAGAGCAAGACCAAGCUCGCCUUCAAGGUUCCCCUGCUGCCGUUUCUCCCAGUCAUCAGUAUGUUUAUUAACGUUUACCUGAUGAUGCAGCUCGACAGAGGAACCUGGCUGCGGUUUGCCAUCUGGAUGGCUUUAGGUUUUGUUAUCUACUUUGGAUACGGCAUUCGAAACAGCGCAGAGGCCACGUCGAACAAGUCCGGUCCCUACAAGCCAGCCAGCAUGAUGAUGGAGCCCAUGACCAAGGAGAAGAUGGCCUUCCUGCGUGACGGGCAGAGCGCCACCGCAGACGAUGAAGACGACGACGACGAAGAUUGAGGAAACAGGAGGUUCCCUAAUCGACUCUGUUCUGCGUAUAUCAAAACAAUGACGUGUGUCGGAAAUCGCUGUAAAUCCAGGAGACGUAUGGAGACUCGUGUGAACCCGUCACUCAGAGCAUUCAGGUUUUUUUUAUUAAAUUGUCUAAUUUGGCUGUUUGACUCAGUAAAAGAUGAGAUGAAUACUGGAACCCAAGACUUUAAAGUCAAGAAAACAAAAUUUGUAUAGAUAAAAUGGGAUUUUUAUGUUUUAACUAUUUUGAUACGAUACCUUUUUACUGAGCACAAAUGAAGCUGUGGAUAGGAACCAGGGCAAAAGUUCAAUACGUGCAGUACACAUGUGUAUUGGUAACGUUUAUUUUGGUUCCUUCAUCUACAGGAUCAUUUUUUUUUACGAUUGAUACUUUUUCUUUUUUUUUAAAGUUAUAUUCGAGCUUGAACUUUUUGAGAGUUCAGUAUCUGUUACUUUCCUGAUGAGGGCUGAUGCUGAACAAUGAACACCCCCCCCCACACACACACACACACACACACACACACCCAGUGAUCAGCUGCUGGUUCAUCACAAGAUCAUUAACAGUAAAUUAAACGACAGGACGUCACUGUGACUUUUAAUAAGUACAUAAUUACAAACUAUAAAAGCUUUUUUAAUGAAAUGCAGCUCAACUUGGCUUUCGGGCGACUUCGCUUGGCAGAUUUCCUGGUAGAUUUUUGUCACUCAUCUUGUCGGGUUACUACUUUUUACAUCCACAUCCUUUUCCGUUGCAUUUGAAUGUUUAAUUAAGAAUAUGUAAAUAAUAAUUUCUCAAAUCACAGCUGAUGAAUCCCACUGUGUUUUAAAAGGGUGACUGCUGUUACUGGGGAAAGUUCUAGAAAACACAACUGUGUGUCUUUUAUUUUUAUACAAUAACUGUGGAGCUCAGACAGUCACAGCAUGGUGCUACGUACACUGUGAUUGAAGAGGUUGAUGUUUCGUGGAUUUGUCUUUGUCCUCAUGCUCAAGGCACAAACAUUUAUCUGCGGAGGUCCGGUCGUCUCUCGCUGUAACAGAAGAUACGAACACAAAAUCCAAAACACGACUUCAAAAGCCACACAAUGGAAACACAAUCGCAACGGAAGUGAGCGACAACGGAGGCUGGUGAUGAAAUGAGAAGAGUAACUUUCUGCUGUCGGGUCACGAUCUGUCUUUUCUGAGAACUUACUCAAAUUUUGAUGCUUUUCUAUUUGAGGAGUUACGGUAUAGGUGCCUUUUUGCUUACCUUUUUUACCGUAAAACUUCAAAUAAACAAGCAUCGUGUUUUAAGCAGUGAUUGGAUUGUCCAGGUUUUUGAUCGCAUCAGGUUUCUCUUCUCGUUUCAUCG